Molecule: messenger RNA, 2241 nt
Organism: Toxotes jaculatrix (banded archerfish)
Lineage: Eukaryota; Metazoa; Chordata; Actinopteri; Toxotidae
Gene: mcfd2
Product: multiple coagulation factor deficiency 2, ER cargo receptor complex subunit
Exons: 4
Coding region: 132-608 (158 amino acids)
Molecular function (GO): calcium ion binding
Source: RefSeq, a predicted model, not a curated record
CAGCUGUCGUGUCCAAAGGGGGCUACGGCAAGCGACUUGGACCUUAAAAGCGGUGACUAAUCGUUAUUGCCAGUCAACUAUUCAAACAACAUAACUGCCCAAGGAGAAGAUACACGUUACAUUCAAGUAGAAUGAAGAGUGACAGGUCCAGUGUGCACUGGGGGGGUCUGCUCCUCCUCCUGUCCUGCUGUCUGAUUUGUGCUGAUUCUCACGGGGAUCCGCAGCAGCAGCAGCAGCCACCCGUCGUAGAGAGUGCAGCUCACCUGUCGGGCCAUGGUCAUGGUCGCCUGGACAAAAACAUGGUCCAGGACAAAGAUCACAUCAUGGAGCAUCUGGAGGGAGUGAUAGACAAACCAGAGAAAGACAUGACACCCCAGGAGCUUCAGCUGCACUACUUCAAGAUGCACGAUUAUGAUGGAAACAACCUCUUGGACGGGUUGGAGCUAGCCACAGCAAUCACACAUGUACACAGAGAGGAGAGAGGAGAAAACAGCCAACCAAUGAAAGAGGAGGACCUUAUUAGUCUUAUCGAUGAUGUUCUGAGGGACGAUGACAAAAACAACGACGGUUAUAUAGAUUACGCAGAGUUUGCCAAAUCACUGGAGUAAAGUGUCUUCAUGUUUCUUCAUGUCCACAACAGCAGCGAGACAUCUGCAGAGAAAGGAAGGGCCAUUAGUGGGCGUACAUGGAGCCAAGCUGAGAAGGUGCACCACAUUCUGGAAAACCAUCACUCAAUCUUAUCUGUCUCUCUCACAGGCGAUCGAUCAGGGCUGUUGAUAAUUUAUUUAGUUUUUUGUUCUUUCUAAGCUUGUGACAAUUUUUUUUCUUCUUCAAGCUGGAAAGCAGGAGCCAAUGGGGUUGUGCCAGUAAAUUUAUAAAUCACAGAGGGAAAUUUCUGCAUCUUCUGUUUUUGUAGGCUUCUUGAAAUAAUGCCAUUUUAAAAGGGCCAGUUCACCCAAUAUCACUAAAGAACAAACCUUAAAACCUUAUUGGUAUCUAAACAUAGAAUUCCAUCUGGCUCCUGUCAACGGCCAAAUAAAGUAAAGCUCCAAAUUUUUUCUUCGGGGACGGUUUUCUACCAAUGUACAGCUGCCAGUGAGAAUUGUCUGUGGACUUCAACUGAGUGACCUGAACAUUGAUUCACCUCCACUGCAUUGAAAUGGUAGCAGAGGUCUCAGCAGCAGAUCAGAUCAGAUCUAUUAAAAACUAUACUAACAAGCUAUAAAACAAGUUUUGUAAUUUGGGUGAACUGACCCUUUAUAAAUACCACAGUGCUGUAAUGUGUGUCUACUUGUGUGUUGUUCUUCUUUUAGUGGUGCUACACUUAAUUCCCUCUGGUAGCCCAGAAGCAUCGAAACAGAAUGUCAUCACUUUAAAUGGACCAGUUUCCACUUCACACUGAGCUGUGUAAAUCACUUACAUUAACUAGCACACACUUGCCGUUUGAUACUCAGCAUCGUGGACCAAAUGAUUCCUUUUGUGGAUCCAUUUCAUUUGCUGUUUGUGAUGAGGAUGAUGCGACUAACAGGCCAUUCUCGUGACAACAGAAAGUGGCCUUGCUAUGUGUGUAGGGAGCAGGAAACCUUGUUGAACUGAUGAGGUGGCUUUGAAGGAGUUUUUUUUUUUUUUUUUUUUGGUCGGAGCCUAAGGUUACAAGCAGAACAAGAUAAAAGUGAAUGUUCCCUGCAGCGUGGCGUGGCACAUCAGCACCUAACAUUUCUGAGGUAGUUUUUCUGUGGUCUUCAUGAUUAUUAUAACAACAAUAUGAGCCAGUUGCCAUCAUCCUCCCUGUAGCUGGUCAGCUAGCACUUCAUAUUAACCUGUUCUCAUAAAGUGAAUGUAAAUCAGCACCGUACUGUGCAAGGUUGAUUCUUUGUCACUGGAUAAGCUAGACUUAAAGCACACUGGUUGAUGCUGCCGCCAUUGCAGUUUCAUGGGUUUCCAGAAAAGCACUUGUACACAACUCCUUCGCUUCCGAUAAUAGCUGCCUUUAAAACAGAUGUGGAGACAACACUUCAGGUCUGUGUGUGUGUGUGUGUGUGUCAGCGUUUGUUGAAUAGAUCUGUGAUUUCUUCUGAAGUAUGAUUUUCAUAUGGAUGAAUUCUAUAUUUUUGCCAUCCAGUAUUGAUUCUUCAAUCAAUUCAGGUUCUUGAAUGCAAAUAUUUAAAAAAAAAAACUGAAAGCAUAACAGAUGCAACUGUAUUGUCUCUGGAAUGUCAAAUAAACAAAAGAACUACAAUC